This is a messenger RNA of Nannochloropsis gaditana CCMP526, 2671 nucleotides long. RefSeq names its product ctr9 protein. The annotation marks the transcript as partial. The transcript has a single exon. Gene Ontology annotation, molecular function: RNA polymerase II complex binding. Gene Ontology annotation, cellular component: Cdc73/Paf1 complex. Gene Ontology annotation, biological process: regulation of DNA-templated transcription. The record is from RefSeq and is a predicted model, not a curated record.
GAAAGGGGCAGAGGGCAGGACAAGCUUGACUUUGGAUCGCGCCUUCCACGGGCGGGGCCUGGCCCCCGAGGCCGUCCAGGAGGACGGGCAUGCGCCCCACUUCCCGACCUUGUCGAUCUACCGCAAGGAUUUCAGGCAGGCCAUGGCCCUGGUCGACCGCGCGCUUGCCCGCCCGGAAGACCUCGCGCCUGCGGAGUUACGGGCUGAGGCCAUCUUUGUAAAGGCGCAAGUGGUUCAUCAACUCGAUGAUUUCGAGUCCGCGCUGAUCUACUACCGGGAUGCCUGUGAGCUCUGCCCUUCUCUAGCCCCCGCCCAGUACGGCCACGCGCAAAUGCUGGCAGCACAGAGCCGCACCCUGGCGCUGAAAGACAGGAAGGAGGAGGCUGUGGCCCGCCUCGGGGAGGCGGUGGCGGCCCUGAACCGCGUCCUCGACAUGGUGCCCCACGACCCAGACACGCUCACUCUGCUGGGCCUGCUGCUUGCCGAGCAGCACCAGCUCGCCGCCGAUAAGCACGAGGCCCUCGACAAGCUGCGGCGGGCUGUGGAAUUGCGCCCGGACGUGAAGGAGACGUGGGUGGCGCUUGGUCAGGUGCAUCAACGGGCCCCCGGUGCCGACCCCAAGGAGGCUCUCCGCUGCUUGUUGGAGGCGGAACGGCUGAUCCUCCAGCGACAGGAGGUCGUCCCUGCCCCUUUGUUGAGCAACGUGGGCGCCCUCCUCCACGUGAAGGGAGAACAAGGCGGGGCCCGCGAGUACUACCGACGGGCGCUGGAGGCCUACGCUAGCACUGGGGGCUCCGGUUUGGGGGAGCUGGAGGCGCAAUAUUUGCCCUCGGAGCAGCCCAUUCAGCACCCGAGGAACGCGGUCUUCUGGCGCUGGGAAGACGUGCCGGGCAUGACCGUGCGGCUGGAAGAAGGUUCAAGGGCGGCGGCUGUGGUGGGGAGCGGCCCCGAGGGACUGACGGGCCUGCAGCCUGGCGACCACGUUCGAUUCGCGCUGGGACCGGGCCCGCGGGAGGCAUUUGUUUCGGUGGUGGUAGAUGAGAAGGCGGAGGACGAUAUGAUGGGCGGGGCCAGCGGGGAUCUGUGUCUGAAGCACACCUUCUUCCUUGCCACCCCGCCCGACCCGGUGCCCGUGGCUGUCAAGCGGAGUCGGGGGCUGCUGCGGCAUGAGACCCUGACCACCGUGUUCAACCUGGCCAUGAUCCACCAGGACAUGGGCGAGUUGGCGGCGGCCGAGGAGCUGCUUCUGGCCAUCACGAAGCAGUACCCCUCCCACGUGUCCGCGCACAUCAAGUUGGGGAUCCUUGCGCACGGGCAAGGUCACACGAAACAGGCGGGCUCCUGGCUCGGGCGGGCCCGGCAGCUGGCGCCUCAGGACAAGGAGGUGGCGGCGGUGUGUGGUAAGGUCGAGCAGGACGCGGGCCAUCGCGACCAGGCCCAACGCUUGUUUGAGCCGUUGAACAAGGAGGGCGACCCCUACGCCAUGGUGGCGCUGGGGAAUCUGUAUUUCAUGAACUCGGUCACUGUGCCAGACAAGGCACACCACAUGGGCCAUGCCCGCGUCUACCACACCAAGGUGCUUAAGAAGGACGCACGGAACCUGUACGCGGCCCACGGCCUGGGCUUGGUCCUGGCGGAGGAGUUUGGAAAAGUGGAAGACGCGCGCGCAGUGCUGCAGGCGGUGAGGGAGCGUUCCGGGGACAAACCGGACGAGAUUUUGAUCAACAUUGCUCACCUGUUCGUGGCACAGAAACAACGCAACGCAGCGAUCCAUUGCUACGAAUCCUUCCUGAAGAAGCACCGGUUGUCGACCGACGGGUUGCAUGUCCGAGUCCUGGAAUACGUAAGCCACGCGCACUUUCUGGAACGAUCUUGGGAGAAAGCUCUCCGGGCGAUCCUCAAGGCCCUCCACGUGGAACCGGGCAAGCCUGCGCUUGCUUUCAACGUGGGUUUGAUCCUGGAUGCCUCGGUUUCGGAGUCCUUCAAACGAAGCAACGCGCAGCGGACGACGUCUGUCAGCGAGUCCCGAUCGGCCGAGCGAGACUUGUCUGUCGCGAUCAGCGUCCUCUCCCGCCCGGAACUCGCGCAGGCUUACCCCAAGGUGAAACGGAAGGUUGAUUACAUGAAGGCCAAUCUACAACUUGCCCGCCAAUACGUCCAAGCGGAGGAGAAACGCUUCCGUGAGGACGAGGAGUCCAGGACACGGCAGGCGGCCCUGGUGGCGGCGGAGAUGCGGAGGCGGGAGGAGGUCAAAAGGGCCGAGGAGGAGGAGAGGGAGCGGGAAAAGGCGGCGGCGCGACAAGCUGCCUUGGAGAGGGACGAAGAACUGCGACGUUUGACUCUGCAGUGGGCACAGGAGCCAAGGGAGGCACCCCGAGUGAGCAAGAAAGAGCUGGCACGCAAGGCGGGGGAGAUUCUGUCGGAUGGGGAGGAGGAGGGGGAGGGGGCCGAGUUCGCGGAGCCAGAAAUGCAGGGUUUGGGCCCGGGCAGACAGGUCAGGCUGGCGAGUAGUAGCGAGGAGAGUAGCAACGACAGUUCCGACGAUGAGGACUAUGGGAUGCGGGGCGUCGAACCCGGCCAGGGCCAAGGAGGAGGUGAGGAGGCGGGCGGGAAGGGGGUGCUUGGGCCGGAGGGGAAGGGGGAAGGUGGGAAGGGAGAGGGGGGCGGGCAG